AUGUGGAAUGCUGGCCCAUUUAAAUUCACAUGGAGAAUUAACAACUUUUUCAAAUUGAUAGAAGACAUAGUGCCUUCAGAAGUUUUCUGUGCUGGUGGUUGUAAUUGGCGUUUGGUUAUUUUCCCCAAAGGAAACAAUGAGAAUUAUUUGCCAAUAUACCUGGGAGUUGCUGGUUCAAAAAGUUUGCCAAAAGGAUGGAGUAGAGAAGCAAGAUGUAGCAUCGCAGUUGUCAAUCAAAUCGAUAGCAGGUCCACAGUCAAGAAAGAUUCACAAGCAAAACAUGUAUUCAAUGAAUUGGGAAUCAUGUGGGGUUUCAACUCUUUCAUUCCUCUUAGCAAAUUAAGAAAUCCUGCAGAAGGGUAUCUUGUGGGAGAUACCCUUAUAGUUGAAGCUGAGGUUCUUGUUUAUAAUGUCCAGCAUUACAGCUCAAGCAUUGACCCUAAAAAAGAAGUAGCUAGUAAUGAAACUGUAGAAAGAGAUGAUUCUCAUAUCUUUCAAUUAAUCUGUACAUGGGUAUUUAUAUACAAUUGAUUCCUAUAAUUGUGUUAUACUAAUUAGGAAGAAAUCCUAAAUAAGAAAUCCUAAAUAGGAAUACAGAAUACAUAAUAUACACAGAAAUAAUAUAAUGAUUGACUUUCCAUAACACUCCCCCUCAAGUUGGAGCAUAGAUGUUAAUCAUGCCCAACUUGUUACAAAUGUAGUCAAUCCUAGCUCCAUUCAGAGCUUUUGUGAAAAUAUCUCCUAACUGCUCUCCAGUUUUGAUAUGUCCUGUUGAGAUGAUCUGUUGUUGAAUCUUUUCACGAACAAAGUGACAAUCAAUCUCAAUAUGUUUGGUCCGCUUAUGAAAUACCGGAUUAGAAGCAAUAUG
Hevea brasiliensis (rubber tree) is the source of this 868-nucleotide messenger RNA. Its product is annotated as ubiquitin C-terminal hydrolase 12-like. Lineage: Eukaryota; Viridiplantae; Streptophyta; Magnoliopsida; Malpighiales; Euphorbiaceae. The transcript has 3 exons. The record is from RefSeq and is a predicted model, not a curated record. Gene Ontology annotation, molecular function: protein binding. Bases 1 to 531 code for a protein of 176 amino acids.